AUGGCUGCCGAAGUCCCCUUCAGAGAUAAAACUCCUUUGGUUCCUGCCCCCCUCACUGCCGAAAGCCUUAGUGCUAGAACCGGAGGUUUGGGGAACGCCAGAAUUACCGAGCAGGAUCUUGCCCAGAUGGCCGAGGAAGGUUUCAGCGAGGUACCGAAUUACGACAAGUUCUACUUCGCUAUCAUAUGCGCUCUUCCAAAAGAGCAUGAUGCUGUGGUCAGCUCAGCGGAGUAUCAUUGGCCAACCACCCCCCUUGACCUUAACGAUCCGAACGUGUACACUCUUGCAAAAAUGGGCGGGCACAACGUGGUGAUAGCGCGUCCGUUAGGCGUUGGGUCGGGGCAAGCUCAAUGUAUUACGGAAGCUCUUAGAAGAAAGUUCACGAACGUCGCCCUGUUCUUGGUGGUGGGCAUCUGUGGCGGGGUGCCCUUUUUCCCGGUGCCACAAGACGAGAAGGAUGCGGUUCGCAAGAUCAUUCUCGGCGAUGUUGUCAUCAGCAGCUCAAUCGCUCAAUAUUUGUACCAGGGGCAGGUCAAGCCUGAUGGAUUCAAGAUGCGGAAUAUUCUGAACGGGAACGACUGGGCUAUGCAGCCGAGCCCUCGAGCCAGAUCCCUUGCCCAAGCCCUCGAAGGGCGCGCCUGGUUGGGAAUCGCAGUGAGAAAUAUGAGAAACAAUCUCGCGCAGCUGCAAUUAAAUCCAGACCUGACUUACUCGUACCCUGGCGCAGAGCAAGACAGGUUGUACCAAGCCACAUAUUAUCAUAAGCACCAUGGGGCGCGGGACUGCGCUUGUGCCAGGAAGUAUGAGUCGUGCGACGACGCAAUGAAUACGCCGUGCCAAGUACUCUGUGAUGAUAAGCACUUGAUUAAAGAUGGAGCUAGCCAAAAACGAGGUGGCUUGCCUAAUAUUCAUCUGGGAAUCAUAGCAUCAGGAGAUAUCAUUAUGCGAUCCGGAGAGCUGCGAGACGAGGUCUCGAGAGUGCAGCAGGCCAUGGCCUUCGAAAUGGAGGGUGCAGGUGUCCAAAUUGGCUCAUCUUCUUGUCUUGUCAUCAAGGCGGUGUGCGAUUAUGCCGAUAGCCAUAAACACAAGGAUUUCCAAGAGUAUGCCGCAGGUGUUGCUGCGUCGGCUGCAAAGGCAGUGCUGCAGUGGUAUGCUCCUGAAAAGGAUGGUUAG
Clonostachys byssicola is the source of this 1173-nucleotide messenger RNA. NCBI's taxonomy places the organism in Eukaryota, Fungi, Ascomycota, Sordariomycetes, Hypocreales, Bionectriaceae. The record is from the annotation of a GenBank genome assembly.